CUCCGGAAGUGCCGCUGAGAAGCACCGCCUUCCCAGUGGUGAAGAGCGACCCUCGAAAGGCCGGGGUGGCUCCGCGAGCGAGGGUGUCUGCGACGGUACGGCAGCCUGGGCCGCCGCUCCGCUCGGUGAUGGUCAUUGGCCUCCAAAACAGGGAUGGAGGAAAUAUCGGUCCAGGAAGCGGCAGGAUCACCAAGGGUCCAAUUCCAGUCUCUGGAGACCCAGUCUGAGGGUCUGUCCCCAGAGCCUCAGUUCGUGCAGGACACCGACAUGGAACAGGGAUUCACUGGGGGAUUUCCAAUUUCCAAGCCUGAUGGGAUCUCUCAACUGGAACAAGAUCUACAGGUCUUUGAUCUGGAAACAAAGAAUAGAGAAGUCCUAAGGGAUGACUGCUCAGAUGCAGAAACCAGAGAAGAGAACAAGCUGUUGAUUCCUAAGCAGAAAAUUGCAGAAGUACAUUCAUGCAAAGCAAGAGUAGGAAGACUCAAAAAGGAUAUCACCCAAGUUCCUGAGACUAGAGAAGUAUAUAAAUCUGAGGACAGAUUAGAAAGGCUUCAGGAAAUCCUAAGGAAAUUUUUAUUCCUGGAGAGAGAGUUUAGGCAAAUAACAAUCAGCAAGAAAACUUUCACGAGUGAGAACAAUGAAUGCAAGGAACCUGAAAAAAGCUUCAGUCUGGAAUCUACCCUUAAUACAGACCAGAGAGAUCUUAGAAUACAGAACAUUGAUGACAUUGAUAAGUAUGACAUGAGCCUCAGCCAGAAUUCAGCUGCUGAGAAGCACAAACAAAUAAAUCUAACACAGGAUUUUCAGAGUAGUGAAUAUAAGGAAAGCUUAAUGGAGCUCUCCCACCUUACUAAAUGUGAGAGUAUGCCCACCACUGAGAAAUCCUAUAAAUGUGAUGCAUGUGAGAAAAUCUUCCAUCAGAGUUCAGCCCUUUCUAGACAUCAGAGAAUUCAUACUAGAGAGAAACCCUACAAAUGUAAAGAAUGUGAGAAAUCCUUCAGUCAGAGCUCAAGUCUUAGUCGACAUAAAAGAAUACAUACUAGAGAAAAACCCUAUAAAUAUGAAGCAUCUGAUAAGUCCUGUGAAUCAUCUGAUAAAUCUUCUAGUCAGAGCUCAGGCAUAACUCAGCAUAAGAGGAUUCAUGCUAGAGCAAAAUCUUAUAAAUGUGGCAGUUGUGAAAGAGUCUUCAGUCGUAGUGUUCACCUUAUUCAACAUCAGAGAAUUCACAGAGAGAUGCCCUGUAAGUGUACUGUCUGCGGCAGUGAUUUCUACCAUACCUCAUACCUAAUUGAACAUCAGAAGCUUCACUGUGAAGAGAAAGCCUUUGAAUACAAUGAAUGUGGGAUGACCUUUAUUAAACCCGAAGGAAUUCAUCUCAGAGAAAAGCCCUAUACGUGUAAUGAAUGUGGAAAAGACUUCAGAUUGAAUUCCCAUCUUAUUCAGCAUCAAAGAAUUCACACAAGAGAUAAAACACAUGAAUGUAAUGAAUGUGGAAAAGCUUUCAGCCAGCCCUUAUGCCUUAUUCAGCAUCACAAAAUUCACAGGAAAGAAAAAUCGUCUGAGUGUAAUGAUUAUGAGGAGAGUUUUAAUCAUAGCUCAGAUCUUGUCCUGCAACAAGAAGUUCUUACCAGAGAAAAAGCCUUUGAUUGUGAUGCAUGGGAAAAGAACCUCAGUCAGAGAGCACAACUUGUUCAACAUCAAAGAAUUAAUACCAAAGAGAAACCUUAUGAAUGUAUUGAACAUGGGGAGACAUUUAGUCAACUGCAGGCCUCAUUCAACAUCUGAGAGUUCACACCAGAGAGAAAUCGUGUGUGCUGAAUGUGGUAAUACCUUCAGUCAGAGCUCAGCCUUUAUUCAGCAUCAGAGAAUGCACACCAGAGAGAAACCUUCUGAAUGUGAUGAAUGUAGGAGAGCUGUUAGUGUUAAACUCUGCAAACCCAUACCAAUGAAAAAACCUAUGAAUAUAUUGAAGGUAAAUGCUUCAUGCUAUGUGUAUACCUUAGUUAUCAUUGGAGGAUUCAUACAGGAAUAAAAUUCCAUCACUGUAAUGAAUGUGAAAAAGCCUUCAGUCACAUAAACUACCUUGUUCAGCAUCAGUUUCAUUCCAUGCAGAAAGCCUAUGAAUGUAAUAAAUGUGUGUGUGAAGAUCAGUCACAUUUCAAUCUGCAUUCAACAUCAAAGAAUCCAUACCCAAGAGAAGCCAUUGAGUAUAGGAGUUCCAAGUCUUUUUCAUCAUCAGAAUAUCUAUAACAGACCAGAAUCUGAUAUAAUUCAAAUGGAAAAAUUUACUGCCAUAUUUCUGGCUUUAUUCAACAUCAAAAUACUGGAGAGAAAAUUGUUGAUGAUUUGUAUAUGAAAUCGUUAAUAUAUAGUCCCAAUCUUUCAUUGCAGAAGAAUCUAGUCUAAGGAGUGACAUGGUGAAUGCAGUGCUGUUUUCUCAUGGCAUUCUUUAAUAUAAUAAGUGUUGUAAGUAACUAUGUAUACUUUAUUUAUGAAAUUCACUUAAGCUAUUUUUAUUUUAAUAUGGCCUAUAAACAUUUUUAUUUUUUCUGAAAUUGGUAUGUAUUGUUCACAGCUUCCCUAAGAUACUGUAUUACACCAGUGUAAAACAUGUCAGUGUCUGGAAAGUAGCUCAUUUAGCUUUUUUUUGCUGUUCUCAGCCCAAGUUCUCUCCAAAACAGACUGUCAGGCCUACUCUUUUCUGGGGACCAUACAUCCUAUUUGUUUCCAGCCACAACACUUGGAUUUGUUGAUUUCUCCAUUUUCUUAAGCACCUUCAAAUGACAGUUUACUGGUUUUAAGCUUUUCACCAGCAAGUAUGCCACCCCUUCUUGAUGCUGCUGUUCUGGUAUCUUUCCCAAAGUAAAGCAUCUUCUUUUAAAAGAAUUGGAUUUCCACAUCCUGUCACUUAUGUAUGAAGGAUUCUGGUUCCCCUGAGUUUAUGGCAGGCAGCUAAACAUUUUCAGGUGAUACUCAAGUUCUUAGCUGACCUGUCUGCAUCUACAGCCCACUAAAAGAGGAUGCAGACAUCAGGGAGCCAAUGAGACUCCUGGUGGUAUAGCUACAUUCAUUCAUUCAGCAUCCACUCUGCAUGUCUGAGUUUAAAAUUACUUUAUAUACUUCCACUGAAGGCCAGCAAAAAUGCUUGGGUCUGCUUUUGAUAUGGCAAAACAUAAAGAACAUAUACUAAAAGGUCAGAGAGCUUCAUAAAGCAGAGAGCUCAGCCUUCCAACAAAGAUACUGCUGUUUUUUAUAUAUCUUGCUGUUUUCAAGACAGUGGCAGUUAUAUUCCUGGUAUUAUAAAAUUUUAACUGUUAAGAUUGCUUCUUUGUCUAUUUGGCUUUUCAUGCCCAAUCAACCCUCAUCAAUCCAGGAUAGUAUUUGAAGUGUGGGGGCUUUGUGUAUAAUUACUUAUUAUCACUUUUUUUUGUAUUUUUACUAAAGUCUACAGGCCAUAUAAAAGAACAUGAUUUUCUUUAUCGAUAAAAGUGGUCACAAAUGUUGGCUUCAGAUUUCAAGAUCACCAUUAUAACACCUAGCAAUGUUCAUAAUUCUUAGAUGAUGUCAAAGCAUCUUAUUAUAUUUUUCCAUCUUCUUAAUAUUUUGUGAAUAAGUGUUAUUUAAAAUUCUAGUUGUCAUCCCAGCAAUUGAGGCCUUCAUAGUUCAGGUCUUGUAAUAUUCUGAGGGAUUCUUAACAAAUAUAUACAGAUUUAUUGCUUGCUUUGUAAGCAUUUUAUGGCUAAACUCUAGGAUAGUUCUACCACUAUAUUUUACCUCUUAGCCAUCAGCAAGCAUAGGAUCUAAUCAGGGCAAGGUAGAGAUUUAAAUCAAUUGAUCUAAAUGUAAAAGCAAAUGAAAAUGCAUGGUUUUUUUCCUGUCAAUGACUGUAUAAUCUUAUGUUUAGAGAAUAAUAGUCAACUCCAAUGAUUAUGAGACAGAACUAAGUAAUCUCUAAAUGGCAGAAUAUAUAAAAAUCACAUGUAUGCAUUUGGUUUAGCAAUGUGCUUUUGUACCUCCACUUGAAUAAAGGUGUGUUUAAUA
Messenger RNA from Artibeus jamaicensis (Jamaican fruit-eating bat), 4041 nucleotides. It is a transcript of the gene ZNF655, whose product is annotated as zinc finger protein 655. Bases 154 to 1785 code for a protein of 543 amino acids. The record is from RefSeq and is a predicted model, not a curated record. The transcript is spliced from 4 exons. Lineage: Eukaryota; Metazoa; Chordata; Mammalia; Chiroptera; Phyllostomidae. Gene Ontology annotation, biological process: regulation of DNA-templated transcription.